UUGAAUUCCCACGUGUCACGCUGAUUAUGAAUUAGUACUCUCAAAAAGAACUCGUUAAUUCCGUGCAAUGGUCAGUCGUGGGGUGGAAAAUUCCUCGUGUAGAUGUAAUUAUGGGUUUUUAAAAAUCGGUAGGAAUUGAGUACUAAUACGUAAUGUGCAUGUGGUCUAUGCUGGCGUAAGUUCUUGAGGAAUGUGUUAGAGCGAAAUUUGAUGACAAAAGUAGUUUUCAUAAAACUGGUAAUCAAAAGCUCAUGCAGAAAGCCACCUUUCCAUGGUCACUAAUGCGAAUUUUGUUGACACAAAAAAAGGGACAAAUUUUUUUGUGUGCAAUGCGCGCGGAUAACAUUCAUAACAUCUGCCAUCAAAAUUCACAACCGAAAAUAAUGGGUUUUUUUAUCGAAAAAUAGAAGAAAAUACAUUCUUUCAGCAUUGACGUUUUUUUGAUUGCAGACAACACACUGUGUAUCUUCUUUGUCUUUUGAAAAUUGUUUUCAGCAAUGUCUGAUGUCAUUGAACAUGACUUAAACAACGUUAAAGUAUCCACCUGACAUGUGGAUUUAAUUCGCGGCCCUGUUGACGUAAAAUGACAUCAAACAUUAAUUGUGAAACUUUAUUGGCAAUUUGGCGCGACGUGAAAUCACCAUUAAUCGAGGCACAAUACUUACUCAAAGAUGAAAAUGGUGCUCUCAUGUGUUGAGAACAAUAGCUGAUCCCAUUUCCACAUUUUCAUGUCAUUGGAGGGUUGCAAAUACAUUUCAAUCUCAUUCAGAAUUUAUGAUAAAUGGGAUCAGCAGCGCAGCGACACUAGUUGUUAAGUUCAUCUCAUGUUUUUCUAUUCCUUUCCACAAUUCUCCACUUUUAUUUCAUGUACAGCUGACACUAAUCAUCCAGUAGCUAUCAUGGCAUCAUUAUUUAGCGCGAGUUUACUUGACCUCGAAUAUUGAGAAUGAUUUUUAUGAUAUUGAUUGAGGACUCGUUUUGACAGCAUCAGUUCACUUUGCAUUGAGGGGUAUUGAUGCAACGUGCGCUAUUCCAAUGAAAUUAUUAACAACAGCUAUUCUGAUUUUUAUGCAGUCCAGCCAAUUUCUUUUAUUCCACAAGAGUGGUCAAGUAUACUGCUGCAGCGCGGCGCUGGCGAAAAUUCAACAGAGCUCCCACGUUCGUCUAUAAAUUCACCCCAAAUACCAUAACUAUAAGAAUAAUUCAUUGAAUUGAAGCAAAACACAUGAAUAUUUGAAAUAAAAACGAAAGGUUUUCACAGAACGAGGUAGCUCUCUUUUAUUCAAAUAUGCAAGCUGACAAUUGAGGGGACGUUUUCUGCUACAUUAUUCACCAUUCCCGAGGGCUCGUCGGUUGUGUCUCAUUUAUUGUUUUCCCAAUUUCUGUUAUUUUUUUUUAUAUUCUUUUAUCAACAACUCGAUCAGCCGCAAUUACUUUUCACACUCAAUGACAACAAUUGGCAGAGAAAGAUCAUUACGAUGCAUGUGAAAUUUAUUUGUUUUAUCGUUGGAAAAGAAGUUAUUGUACGAACAGACGACUAGCAGUGGCUGACGAGUGUAGAAUUUAUCAUUAGGAAGUUGAUAAAACAAUUGAGUAUAAAUUAAAGAAAAAAAGAUAUUUGUGAGGUUGAGAUUGAGGUGGUAGUUUUGGUGAAGAGACAUUAACGCAGCUGUCUUAUUGUUGUGGAUUGAAUGAUCAACUCUAGGAGGGGAGCAUGGAGCAAUGCAAACGUUCUGUAUCCACUGGGUUCCUUCGUCAAAGGGUGCAAAACAAUCUGAAUCUGGUUAAUCAGUGAUACACACAAGUCACUGUCGAUUGUAUUAGUAUGAGAGUGAUUGCUACCCAUAAACGUCAACCUACCGAAUGGGUAAUACGAAGGCAUGCUACCUGAAGGCAAUCGAGACGCGCCCGGACUUUGCUGUUGCCUGGAGCAAUCUCGGUUGUGUCUUCAAUGCACAGGGUGAAAUAUGGCUGGCUAUUCAUCAUUUUGAGAAAGCCGUUGCAUUAGAUCCCAAUUUUCUGGAUGCGUACAUCAAUCUUGGAAAUGUCCUCAAGGAAGCCAGAAUCUUCGAUAGAGCGGUCGCUGCAUAUUUGAGAGCCUUGAACUUGAGCCCCAACAAUGCUGUCGUCCACGGGAAUCUGGCGUGUGUUUACUAUGAACAGGGACUCAUUGAUUUGGCCAUUGAUACCUACAGACGAGCCAUCGAGCUCCAGCCCAAUUUUCCAGAUGCUUACUGCAAUCUGGCCAAUGCACUCAAGGAGAAGGGACAAGUGGUCGAGGCGGAGGAGUGCUACAAUACUGCUCUACGACUAUGCCCCACUCACGCUGACUCUCUCAAUAAUUUGGCCAACAUAAAGAGAGAGCAAGGAUACAUUGAAGAAGCAACUCGUCUUUAUCUGAAAGCCCUCGAAGUAUUUCCCGAGUUUGCCGCAGCCCACAGCAAUCUAGCUUCUGUAUUACAACAGCAGGGAAAAUUGAAUGAAGCACUAAUGCAUUACAAAGAGGCAAUACGUAUACAACCAACUUUUGCUGAUGCCUAUUCAAACAUGGGGAAUACGCUCAAGGAGAUGCAGGAUAUUCAGGGUGCUCUCCAGUGUUACACAAGAGCUAUUCAGAUUAAUCCAGCCUUUGCUGAUGCACACUCGAAUCUUGCGUCAAUUCACAAAGACUCGGGAAACAUUCCUGAAGCCAUUCAGUCUUACAGAACAGCAUUGAAACUCAAGCCAGAUUUUCCAGAUGCCUACUGCAAUCUUGCACACUGCCUGCAAAUUGCUUGUGACUGGACUGAUUACGAAGCUAGAAUGAAGAAACUUGUGUCAAUCGUUGCUGAACAGUUGGAUAAGAAUCGUUUGCCAAGUGUUCAUCCACAUCAUUCCAUGCUUUAUCCACUUUCACAUGACUUUAGAAAGGCCAUUGCUGCGAGACAUGCUAAUUUAUGCAUUGAGAAGAUUCACGUACUACACAAGCAGCCCUUCAAGUACCCACGUGAGGCUGGUCAACGUCUGAAAAUUGGUUACGUCUCCUCGGACUUCGGUAAUCACCCAACGAGUCACUUGAUGCAAUCAAUUCCCGGUCUCCAUGACAAAAACAACGUCGAAAUAUUCUGCUACGCAUUGAGCACCGACGAUGGCACUAAUUUCCGCUCUAAAAUAGCCCGUGAAUCCGAGCAUUUCAUCGAUCUCUCUCAAACCCCAUGCAAUGGAAAAGCAGCAGAUCGUAUUAAUAACGAUGGAAUACAUAUUCUGGUUAAUAUGAAUGGUUACACCAAGGGUGCGAGGAACGAGAUAUUUGCAUUACGACCAGCGCCCAUUCAAGUUAUGUGGCUCGGCUAUCCAGGCACAUCUGGUGCAAGUUUCAUGGAUUAUUUGAUUACUGACGAAGUAACAUCACCUCUGGAAUUGGCUAGUCAAUACAGCGAGAAAUUGGCAUAUAUGCCACACACGUAUUUCAUUGGAGAUCAUAAACAAAUGUUCCCCCACCUGAAGGAGCGUCUGAUUCUGGCAGAUAAGCUGGGACUCAAGGGAAAAGUUGCCGACAAUGUAGCAGUGAUAAAUGCCACCGAUCUGUCUCCAAUGAUUGAAAACACAAUGGUAAAGGAGAUACGUGAGAUUAUCGUUGCAGAUUCGAAGAACAAACCGGUUGAAAUAUCCCUCAAGGUCGCUGAAUUACCAACAACAACUCCAAUUGAAACAAUGAUUGCUUCUGGUCAAUGUCAAAUGUCCGUUAAUGGUGUGGUAGUUCAGAAUGGUAUGGCCCCAACUCCUGUCAACACUAAAACAGCAACUGGUGAGGAAGUGCCUCAGAACAUAGUUAUUACCACAAGGCAACAGUAUGGACUGCCCGAGGAUGCCGUUGUCUACUGCAAUUUCAAUCAGCUGUACAAAAUUGACCCAUUGACCCUUCACAUGUGGGCGUAUAUUCUCAAGCACGUGCCAAACUCAGUUCUCUGGCUUUUGAGAUUUCCAGCAGUGGGUGAGCCAAAUUUACAGGCCACUGCACAGCAACUUGGUCUUGCACCUGGGAGAAUUUUAUUCAGCAAUGUUGCUGCUAAAGAGGAGCACGUUAGGAGGGGACAGUUGGCUGAUGUUUGCCUUGAUACACCACUUUGCAAUGGCCACACCACCAGCAUGGAUGUUCUCUGGACUGGAACGCCUGUGGUUACACUACCUGGUGAAACUUUGGCAUCGAGGGUCGCUGCCAGUCAGCUCAAUACCCUGGGGUGCCCUGAAUUGGUAGCCAGGACACGACAUGAGUAUCAGGAGAUUGCUGUUAGAUUGGGAACUGAUCGAGAGUACUUAAAAGCCAUCCGUGCUAAAGUGUGGAAGGCACGUUCAGAGAGUCCACUGUUCGACUGCAAGAUGUACGCAAUGGGAAUGGAAAUGCUGUAUAAGAGAAUGUGGGAGCGUUUUGCACGUGGUGAAAAGCCAGAUCACAUUGCAGCGAUUGAUAAGAGCGAGAACCAGCAGAAUCAAAAAGUCACGACAGCAUCAUAAAUACGUUACCUCUUCUCUCCUUCUCCAAGAUCUCAUUAACAUUUUUGUUCAUUCACGUACUGAGAGAAUAUAUUUUCGUUCAUUUAUUUCUUACUGUGAGGGGGAAUUCUGGCCAAGAGAGAUGAUUUAGGGACUGCAUUUACGAGUCACGAGGCCUUGGAAUAUAUUUUUUCUCCAUCAAUUCUAGAGAAAUGCCAGUGCCAGGGAGGGCGAUACGCUGGAAACAUCGGGGGAUAUCUUCUUUUUGUAUAAUAGAUUGACGAGACUAGGGUAGACAUUAGAAUUAAUUUACAAUACGUGAUAAUGAGAGGUAAAUAAGUGAUGGAUGGAUUUGAAGGGUUGACCACAGAAUAUGACAGGUUUGAGGUAAUUCAUGGAGAUACGACAAUUGUUGGGUACACGAUUUAAAUUUAAUUUAUUGAAUACUGGAAUAUCCACAUUUUCACUCGUGUCAAAGUGUCGUUUGUCUUUCACUAUUCGAUGAGAGACCCUAAUUUGCUCACUCAAUCUUUCAAUUUUCGAUUAAUCUGUUAUUUUGGGAAUUUCGAGAGAAAUUUGUAUAAACGUAACGAGCAUAAAACUGUUAAUGGGAUAAAGAUUUAAAAUUAAAAAUUGAGUAUUGUAAAUAAGUAAAACAUUAGCUCUACUUAUGUUCAUUGAAUCUUUUUGAUGACAACUUUCGAUUUUAGAGUAGAUAGUGGGCCAUCCUUUGAGAACAUGUGAAAUAAAAAUUUAACCGAGCGUCUGAGAGGUGAGACAAAAUGAUUAUACUAUGUGUAGACAACCCGGCAUAGCUAUGUAAAUCCAGAUAAUAAAUAUAGCAUCUUAAUUACGUGAUGAAGA
This is a messenger RNA of Diachasma alloeum, 5337 nucleotides long. RefSeq names its product UDP-N-acetylglucosamine--peptide N-acetylglucosaminyltransferase 110 kDa subunit (gene sxc). The coding region runs from base 1864 to 4494 and encodes 876 amino acids. Gene Ontology annotation, molecular function: protein binding; protein N-acetylglucosaminyltransferase activity. The record is from RefSeq and is a predicted model, not a curated record. Gene Ontology annotation, biological process: protein O-linked glycosylation. Lineage: Eukaryota; Metazoa; Arthropoda; Insecta; Hymenoptera; Braconidae. The transcript has 7 exons.